Molecule: messenger RNA, 588 nt
Organism: Colletotrichum karsti
Lineage: Eukaryota; Fungi; Ascomycota; Sordariomycetes; Glomerellales; Glomerellaceae
Exons: 3
Coding region: 1-588 (195 amino acids)
Source: RefSeq, a predicted model, not a curated record
AUGCUAUCCGGAGCCCACAUGAUCGCCUUUCGCCCGUUCCGCAUCAACAAGUCUCACCGCGAGGAUUUCCCCGAGAGGCCUACCCAGCCAAUACCCUCCCGGCGCUCGCGGAAGUCGAAAGCGAGCUCGCACCGGCGUCGUCGCAGCCCAGACUCCAGCCUUCUCGCCGUCGGAUCAUGGAGCAACCAAAGCCACCGUGACGACGGCAAUCAGGCCAGAACUGGGCGCUUCGACAUGUUUGCUCCCGUCAAUGAUGAAAUCGCCGCUAAGAGCCUGCCGAUGGAUUCAGCUUCGGGCAUGAUGGACGACUUCGUCCUCUUCCCUGACGACACUGCAGAGGAUGCUCUUGUGCCGUAUGAAGAGGCAUUGCCACCGUGCGCGCCCUGUAUCUCACGUCUUCGCACUCCAGACCUUGCCCCGAUGUCAACGGAUGUGCAGUUCUUUCCCUGUCUCGGUGACGAGAGGGAAGAAGACCGAAUCAACGAGGCCUGGUAUCUCGCCGGACGAGAAAAGAUGGAUUCUCAACUCAACGAUGCCUUGGCUUACAUGGCAGGCACAGAAGGUCGGAGGAGGAGGCUCGGAAACUGA